This is a messenger RNA of Botrytis sinoallii, 1338 nucleotides long. RefSeq lists its product as uncharacterized. Gene Ontology annotation, cellular component: nuclear pre-replicative complex. The record is from RefSeq and is a predicted model, not a curated record. Gene Ontology annotation, molecular function: protein binding. NCBI's taxonomy places the organism in Eukaryota, Fungi, Ascomycota, Leotiomycetes, Helotiales, Sclerotiniaceae. Bases 1 to 1338 code for a protein of 445 amino acids. Gene Ontology annotation, biological process: DNA-templated DNA replication; rRNA processing. The transcript has 2 exons.
AUGUUGUCCGAACAAUUCAUCUCAUCCAUUCGAGCUCAGCCAAGAACUGCGAAUACUGCCAUCGCAAAGGAUAUCGGGAUUUACAUUCAUACAUUACAUCCAUCCCCGAAAAUCGAAUCAAAUUUCAAGAAAAGUUCGACCGCAGUUAAUGCCCUCGCAGCAAAUUCAACUCACAUUUUCGCGGCACAAGCUGAUAAGGCGGUUGUUCAUAUUUACUCAAGGGAACGCGGGAAUCAAGAAGCUUUAAUUUCUUUUCCAGAAAGGUUACACACUUUAACUUUGGUCGGCGAUGAUCUUUUAGUACUGGGUACAGCCGAGGGGCGGGUCAUACUAUGGGAGGUCUGCACGGGUAGACAAGUCUCAACAUCAGCUGCACAUCUACAACCCGUUUCAUGUAUGGCCUCAACUUCAACACACAUCAUUACGGGUUCCGAAGAUUCAAAUCUCCACGUUUGGUCAAUUCCACAACUUUUAUCAUUACAUACAAAUACGAAUGAACCGCAUGAGCCCAUUCGAACCUUGUCAAACCAUCGAGCCGCCAUAACUUCCGUCGUCAUGGGUCAUAGUUCCAGCACAUCAAAUAUAUGCAUAUCUGCGAGUAAGGACAAUUCAAUAAUUGUUUGGAAUUAUCACACGGGUGAUCUUCUAAGAACAUUCCUACUCCCAUCAACUCCAUUAUGCAUGGCACUGGACCCAUGCGAUCGAGCUGUUUAUACGGGUUUCGAAGAUGGUUCAUUACAAAUGAUUGAACUCAUUCAACCAAAUUCAGCAAUCAAUCCAUUAUAUGAUACCCGACUACAAAAUACCCCAGUCCAAGUUAACUCGCCGGUUUGGUCCCCGCCAUCAGAGAAUCUUGGUGCUGUACAUUGUUUAGGGCUGAGUUAUGAUGGAACAAGUUUGUUCUCGGGACAUUCUUCUGGAAAGAUUGCCCACUGGGAUACUGGAAGACGUGCUUUCUUGGUAGAACUUUCGGAUUUGAAUGCUCCCGUGACAAACCUUGUUAUGCAAUCUCCUUUCCCAAAGACACCAAAGACAAAAUCAAUAAAUGUAGUUAAGCCUAAAUUGGCCGAGGGUAAUUAUGCAUUCACAGCUCAACUGAAUGGUACCAAAAAGUCAACGACGUUUGAUCAAGCCAUGGAGUAUCAAGGAUUUCCUAAGGGUAUGCUAGAGAAAGCAUUACUUGAUUUUGCUCAACCUCAAAUUACAGCUACAUCUUCGUCUUCAUCUCCGUCCUCCAGCGAGGAAGAAAAGUUGCGAAAGAAAACGCGGAAUUAUGGAAGGUUAUUAAUGAGCAACGUGCUCUUCAGAAGAAAACCUUUGAGAAGUAUUCCGAAUUAA